UGAGUUCUGGUGAUGAUGUCUUGUGUGACCUUGGCUGGCGAAAUAAUGCAAAACAAGAUGAAAAUGAUCAUGGCUGACUGUAGAAGUCUUUCAUCUAAACAUGCUUCAACCCAACUGAUGGCCCCUCAGCCUAACAAGGACUCGAAGGAGGUGGAUAUGGAGAGGAAGGAGGAGUUGAUACUGGCCAAGCAGCUCCGGGCCUGCCGGGUUUCUAUUCUUCCAAAGUCAAGUUUGCAAGACUUUGGAUUCCACCCGCCAAGUCCUCAAAAAGCUCCUCAGAAGGUUCCUAUAAAGAUUAAUCAAAAGAACCAGCUCCAAGUGCCAACACCUAAAAAGGAACAUGUGGAUAAGGCAUCUAGUCCUAUAGCAUUACGAUAUUGGAAUCAGUGCUUAAACACUGGGGACACUAAAACAACUAACAACGAGGAUGCACCUCCGACAGAAAAGAAUUAUGGGGACUAUUUAGAUUUACCCUGGCUGUCAAAGGAUGAGAGUAGUCCUAGUCCGAGUCCAAACCCAAGUCCUCAGCCAAAUCAACAUCAUAUGAAACAAAAUAUAUCUGUUCCAGAUAUACGCCGUCACAUGCAAGAGGUUCAAAGCAAUACUAACUGGGAAGAGAUUCUUCAAGAAGAAGAUCGAAGAAAGACUUCCCUUCAUCAACCAGCCUUUUAUAGAUACAAGGAAAUUACAAAAUUCAAAUCAGUUGAAAGGCACUCACACUCAGUCAGUAGAAACAUUACUUCCUCAAAUCAACAAGAAGUCAUAUCCACAAACAUGGUGAAAACUGACAUUUCAAAAGCGGAAGGACCCAGACAUGUGAACAAACCCAAGCCAGAACCCUUUAAGUUCCUCCAACCUCCUGUAAGAUCAAGAGCUCAUGAUGAUCCUAGCCCUGUCAUGGACAGUCCCGGCUCAUCACCAAGAUUUAUGAGAACCCCGUCCAAACAUCCAGAAAAUCCCAAUUCUCUGACAGAAAGAGUUCCGGUUGAGUAUGAACGCAUACUUAGCACAGCAGGUCAAGGGAUUAAGCGUGAGAAUGAGAAAAAGGAAGCAAAGAUGAAUAUCAACAGAUUUAUAACAAUGGGGAAGAUUAAGUCACUUGAUGAGUCCUCUCCCCCUGUACAGCCUAACAGUUACCCAUCCUUCCACAGCACUCAAUCUUCAAGUAACAGUCCUAAGACUUCUCAAAAAGAGGUUCAACAAAAUGUAAUGUAUACUCCCAAUACAGCACGGAAACUUGGACUUUCAAAUCCGACAAGAAAACACAAAUCUCUAAUUAGUGAAAAAGAAUUUUUGGAAAAGCAUUCAUUUUCUACAAUUGACUCAGAUAAAGCUAAAGUUAGUAAACUCAAUAAACAAGAAAGCUGUAGUAGUAAUUUCAGCAGCAGUGAUUCAGAUUCAGAGCUGUAUCCUCAUAAAACUAAUUCUACUGUAAGGACAAACAAUGUAAAUAACGCAGGACAGGAUGAUCAGAGCACAAAAGCUGUAACUGAUCUUGACUCAGUAAAUUUAGAAAAAGUGGUUUUAAGUUAUUUCCAGAAAACAGACCCAAAAGACAUCGGUGAAAUAAUUGUUAAAAAGCUUGAUGAAAAAAGAAAAAAUGCUCUAGGGCUAGUGUUCUAUAAAGAGAUAUCAAGCGGACUACUUAAAGAGAUCAUAGCUCAGGAGAUCAUGAAUCAAACAACAGAAGAACUGGUUAAUCUCCUCAUGAAUCUACCAGCAGAGGUUAGUGAGCUACUUGUACCUAGACUAGCCGCGAAGGUCAACUUUAGUCAGACAAAUCAAACAAUACAAACUCCGGCACACAACAACAACACGUACGUGCUCUGAUAGUCCUGAUGAUAAUAAGAGCAAAACCAGAGACAUGAAUGAUAGACAGGUUCAAGAGAAGAGUGAAACGAAAGCAGAAGAAGAAGAAGAAGAAAAAGAAGAAGAAGAAGAAGAAGAAGAAAAAGAAGAAGAAGAAGUGUGGGAAGAAGGAGAAGAAUGGGAGGAAGAAGAAGAUGAAUAUACCGUGGAAACUUUCGAUGGAUCGUUUUCAAUAGCCCUUUGAACUAAAAGGGCAUUGAACGCCGAAUUCAUAUUUUCUAGAACUUUAAACAUACUGACAACUUUUUGUGAACUUUAAAUGGUACUAUUUAUGUAAUUUUUUCAAUCCCCGAAACAUUCUGUUAAACAUUUCAGUCAAAAAGUUUAAUCUAUUAAUUAAAGUUACUACAAAGCGCUGAAAAAAAGGUUAAAAUUAGAUUAAAAAUCGUUUGCGCCAAAUGAAAAUAGUAAAAAGUUAUUUAACGCCAUUUAAUCUUUCGCGAUAAAUUAGAAUUUAAAAUUGAAUUCAGAUUGUAAUGGAAAAAUAAUGCAAUGCUCGGUGAGAAUAACAAUUUUAACAAUCUAUUUAACAUUUUUAACAGUUUAAUAUACAGGGUGUCCCAAUAAACAUGGGAAUUCAGU
This is a messenger RNA of Eurytemora carolleeae, 2451 nucleotides long. RefSeq lists its product as uncharacterized. The coding region runs from base 13 to 1830 and encodes 605 amino acids. The record is from RefSeq and is a predicted model, not a curated record. The transcript is spliced from 7 exons. Lineage: Eukaryota; Metazoa; Arthropoda; Copepoda; Calanoida; Temoridae.